GAGAGUUUUUACUUUCUCGUAGAAAAUAUCCGUGUCGUGUCAAACUUUGAUCAUGGAUUUUCUUCCAUUCGUGAAACACGGCUUUCAACCGAGGGAAGACUAUGAUAUUAGCAAAUACACUUAGGUUUAAUGACCUUAAAUAUGAAACAUCAAAAAGGAAAGACUGUGAUCUGUCUACUGUCUAACAUUCACAUGAGCAUUUGAGCAAGGUAUUGGAGAGAACUGAAAAGAAGAAGCCUUCUGCAUUGGGAAUUUGAUUCCACACAAUGUACCAUUAAUAACUGCCACUAUGAAGAUCCCAAAGCUAGCUUUUUUCUUUAUGUUUGCGGUGUGCCUGGUUGUCUACCUCACCUAUGUCAAACGUCAUUACGAUGGAACAAAAUCAUCAGUAUCUGACCAGCGCCCCCAGUAUAGCCAUGAUCCCCAUACACAUUUAACCUCAGUUCAUAGGGUCAGCGAAAAUUUCCAGUAUGGAAUUAUGUUUGAUGCUGGAAGCACUGGAACCAGAAUUCACAUCUUCAAAUUCCAGGUGGAGCCAAAUGAAGCUCCUAAAUUAGCUCAGGAGACGUUUAGAGCAUUAAAACCUGGACUGUCUGCAUAUGCUGAUGAUCCAGAAAAGAGUAAAGAGGGGCUGAUGGAACUGUUGAAGGUAGCCAAAGAAACAGUGCCUGACACACUGUGGAGUUCCACGCCUUUGAUGCUCAGAGCGACGGCCGGGCUCAGACUGCUGCCUGGUGAGAAGGCCAACAUCCUUUUGGACGAGGUGAGGGAGGUCUUUAGCGAAUCUUUGUUCCUCUAUAGCCCAGACAGCGUGUCAAUAAUGGACGGUACAGAUGAAGGCAUGUCUGCUUGGAUUACCGUCAAUUUUUUAAUAGGUGGUCUUCAUGGUUCAGACACUCCGACAGUAGGCAUGCUGGAUUUAGGUGGGGGCUCAACCCAGAUCACCUUUGCUCUACAGGAUGAAAAAACCAUUCAGACCUCUCCCAUUGAUUAUGUGACAUCAUUUCAAAUGUUCAACAUCAGCCACGCCCUCUACUCACACAGUUACCUUGGCCUGGGGUUGAUGUCAGCCAGACUUGCAGUGUUGGGAGGGAUUGAAGCACAGCCUUUAGAGGGACCUCAAGAGUUGAUGAGUCCAUGUCUAGCCCCUGAUUAUUCUGGACAAUGGGAGCAUGCUGAAGUAAUAUACAAACUUAAAGGGCAGAAAGCAGGAGAGCCCAUAUAUGAGUCAUGCUUGAGAAAAGUAGAAAAGAUGAUUUACAAACGGGUGAGAGAAGCAGAGGAAGUUAAAGACAUUGACUUCUAUGCAUUCUCAUACUACUAUGACAGAGCUGUGGAUCUCGGCCUCAUUGAUGAAAACACAGGAGGGACAGUAAAAGUACAGGAUUACAUUGAAGGUGCCAUAAAAGUGUGCAAUAAUAUGUCCGCCGGAGAAAUAAAAGAGAAUCCGUUCUUGUGUUUGGACCUCACGUAUGUCUCGGUUCUCCUCCAGGAGCUCGGCUUUUCUCCUGAUAAAGAGCUAAAGCUGGCUAGAAAGAUAAAUGACGUGGAGACCAGCUGGGCCCUGGGUGCUACUUUUCAUUGCAUCGAGUCGAUCCGUAAGCAAGGAACGUGCUGAAAGCAGACACUCCUGACAUUUGUACUACUUCAGUAAAGCACUGACUGGUUUUUUUAUGCUCUGGGAAAUCUUAACAUUGAUUGUAUUUGCCUUGUCUUUAUCCAAAAUGUGAGUUUUAUACAUACCUCUUUAUGAAUGUUUCAGUUUUCUUUCUCUGGUGUUAAGAUAUAGGCAGGUUAAAUGUAUGUACAGUAUCGAUUGCAUAUCAGGUUUGGGUUUUCAAUGCUUGACAGUAUCAUUUGUCAAGGUUAACUGCAUAAAAACACUUUAUUAUUUUAUUUUUAUUGCUCAUUUCAUUUACGUUGUUGUUUGUAUGUAAGUGUAAUGUAUUAUUUCAUAUGUCAAAAAAAGUGGGAUAAUUUACUACAUCAUGUGUUCUCAGAGCAAAACGGAUCAACGAAUAAAGAGAACUAAACAAGAA
Molecule: messenger RNA, 2039 nt
Organism: Triplophysa dalaica
Lineage: Eukaryota; Metazoa; Chordata; Actinopteri; Cypriniformes; Nemacheilidae
Gene: entpd6
Product: ectonucleoside triphosphate diphosphohydrolase 6
Exons: 14
Coding region: 290-1618 (442 amino acids)
Biological process (GO): nucleoside diphosphate catabolic process
Cellular component (GO): Golgi apparatus; membrane
Molecular function (GO): UDP phosphatase activity; GDP phosphatase activity
Source: RefSeq, a predicted model, not a curated record